AAAAGAAAAUCGAUCUAGUACGUUCGAACGGAUUUGUACGUUAUUACGAUAAUUUAAAUUGAGUUAGGGAAAGUUUACCUUUUAACGAAGAAGACCAGCAGUGCAUUAGUACAACUUUGGCAACUGUACUGUGAGCACGGUGUGUUUUAUCCAGUAGGCUCGACAAGAAGACACGUCCAAAUAAAACAAAAGGGGUUUACUAUCAACUUACUGCAGCAGCAACAACAACAAACAAAACACAAAUUCGUAAAGUAAUCAUGGGUUUAGGCGGACAGAUGGACAGUUCAGUGCAAGAGUACGUUUGCGCUUUGCCCGAGGAAGUCCGAAAGGUCGCCUUGAAGGAGCUGAGGGAAGACGAUUGUUCCAGAGAGCAGAGUCUUCAGCAGAUGAGGGAUUGGAUCAAGAAGCAUCCGAAUAUCAAGAAAUGCCGCACCGACGCACCUUUCCUGCUGCGAUUCCUUCGCACCAAAAAGUUCAGCGUUCCUCAAGCUUGCGAGAUGAUCGAGCGUUACCUGAUCAUCAGGCAGCUGUACCCGCAGUGGUUCACCAAGCUGGACUGCAACGACAAGGAUUUGUCCGAGAUCAUCGGGAGCGGUUAUCUGGUACCAUUGCCGGAACGCGAUGCCGAAGGACGGAUCAUCCUGUUCAGCACCGCCGGUAAAUUCGAUCCGCACAAGUUUACCGCUGCCCACAUGGCCCGAGUGCAUAGCCUGAUUACGGAAUCGCUGAUGGACGACGAAACGAACCAAGUCAACGGUUACGCCUACGUCAACGAUGAGGCCGGAUUCACCAUGGCCCACAUCUCGCUCUGGUCGCUGACCGACAUCAGAAACAUGCUGCGCUGCAUCCAGAACUCCACUCCGAUGAGGCACAAGAGCAACCACUUCUUGAACAUCUCCUCCAAUGCGGUCAAACUCAUCGAAUUCGCCGUAUCGCUUUUAAGCGAAAAACUGAAAUCGAGAAUCUUCAUUCACAAAUCUUUGGACGAACUCCACAAGCAAAUCGAUCCGAAAAUCUUGCCCAAAGAGUACGGCGGGCAAGUACCGCUCGCCGAUAUGAUCGACUCUUUGAAAAAGAAGUUGGCCGAGAAACGCGAUCAAGUUGUCGCUCUAGACGAGAUGUACAUCGAAAUCGACGAGAAGUCCUGCCCUUUGAUAAGCGAGAUGAACGAGGAGCUCGGCAUGGGACUCGAAGGCAGCUUCAAGAAACUGCAGGUCGACUAAGACAACAACACUCGAUACAUUCAAACUAGUCUCCCAAAAGCUCCAUCAAAACUACACCCACACAUCUAUUUAAUGAAUCUUUGCUUUAACUU
Molecule: messenger RNA, 1315 nt
Organism: Nicrophorus vespilloides
Lineage: Eukaryota; Metazoa; Arthropoda; Insecta; Coleoptera; Silphidae
Product: clavesin-2
Exons: 5
Coding region: 258-1223 (321 amino acids)
Cellular component (GO): membrane
Molecular function (GO): phosphatidylinositol bisphosphate binding
Source: RefSeq, a predicted model, not a curated record